AUGAACGACGACAACAGUUUUGAAGGUCUUGACGCAGAACACUCACAAGAAUUGGUUUCUUCCAGACUACCCUCCAGCAAUAAUAUAAUACGUGGACAAGAAGAUUCUUAUGCUGUUGGGAAGAGGAUUGCUUCUGGAAAAUAUGGAGCUGUUUAUGAGGUGUUGCGGACAAGAGAUGGAAAAUUAUUUGCUGCAAAACUCGAGGUUUGUGACAUUGCUACACGUGCUUUAAGUAUGGACUAUUUGGUUCUAAAAGCAGCAAACAAAUCACACUUGACUCAUUUUUGUAAUCUUAUUGACAGAGGAAUGAUUCAAAAACAUUUCAAAUUUCUCAUAAUGAAUAGGCUAGGAGAAAAUUUGUACAAACUUCGUCUUCAAUUUCAACAUUAUCGUUUCUCAGCCCCUACAGCAUUAAGACUUUCAUUGGAAAUGUUGAGUGCUUUAGAACAACUUCAUUCACUUGGUUAUGUUCACAGAGAUGUUAAACCUUCAAAUUUUGCUUUAUUACAAUCAAAGGAUAACAACAAGACGUGUCGAAUAAUGUUGAUAGAUUUUGGAUUAUGUAGACAAUUUAAAUUGCCAAAUGGUGAAAUUAAACCGCCUAGAGAAAAUACACAAUUCAGAGGUACAAUCCGUUAUGCACCAUUAGCAGCCCAUAGAGCCCAAGAACAAUCCCCCAAAGAUGAUUUGGAAAGUUGGCUUUAUGUUGUGGCUGAAUUUAUGGCUGGCGAAUUACCUUGGAGUGGUUAUCAUGGAGCUGAACGUGAUGAAGUUAGAAGAAUAAAAGAAGAGACUAGAAGUCAACAGGGAAUGAUUGAUCUACUUAAGCACUGUCCCAGAAUGGAAUUUCGUCGUAUUCUUACUUAUUUGGAUCAGCUUGAUUACAAUACACUUCCAAGUUAUCAAUAUGUUCGUGAUUUAAUUUCUUUGGCAAUAAGAAAUAAUGAUAUAAAUCCAGAAGAACCAUAUGAUUGGGAACAACAAAAUGAGGAAGAUGAAGGGGAUGAAGAUGAUAAAGAUGAAGAUAAGAAAGAGGAAAAGAAUGGGAGCAAAAUUGUUCUCGAAAAUAAUAAAAUAAUAAUAAAACAACAAACAGCAACCCCAAAUGGACCUUCCUCAACUGGACCUUUAAAUGGAAAAUAA
Meloidogyne enterolobii is the source of this 1143-nucleotide messenger RNA. The record is from the annotation of a GenBank genome assembly. NCBI's taxonomy places the organism in Eukaryota, Metazoa, Nematoda, Chromadorea, Rhabditida, Meloidogynidae.